AGACUUACUGAUGAAUACACGCCGUGAAUAAACACUGAAGAAUAAGAGCAGGAGCAAAACACGGAAGAAUGUUAAGUUAGCUAAGGUGCUAGCUAACAGGAAUAAUUUAGGCUGAUAACCCUAACAAUUUUAUGUGAACGAGGCGUUUCUGUCUGAUAUCUGCAACGGAGAUUUAAGAUUUAAAGGGCGUUUUUGUAAAUAAUACAGAAACUACUAUUUUAGCGUACAAUGUUUAGCAAAUCCUAUCAGCUGCUCCCUCAGAGGGACUCAAUAAGUCCGAGGACUCCUGGUUUGUUUGUGGACUCUGAUGGCUUCACACAGCGUGGAUACCACAAAGGACUCUCCUUUGAUAACAUGCCAAAGGUUUCUGAGGAUGACUUCUCAGACUCCUCCCAGGGAUGGCUGUCUUGGAUUUGCAACCUUAUAGUCAUCUUCCUCAUCUACAUCUGCACCUUUAUAACAUUUCCCAUUACAGGAUGGUUCGUAUUAAAAACAGUGCCUAACUACCAGAGGAUCGUUGUGUUUCGUUUGGGUCGAGUGUGCCGUCCUAAGGGACCUGGUAUUGUCCUUGUGCUGCCGCUCGUUGACCAGUGGCAGAGAGUUGACUUGCGCACAAGAGCAUUCAACAUCCCCCCAUGCCAGGUAGAUACUCGGGAUGGCGGUUUGCUGUCAGUGGGAGCAGACAUCCAGUUCAGGAUCUGGAACCCUGUCAUGUCAGUAAUAUCAGUCCAGGACCUGAACGCCUCAACAAGAAUGGCAGCACAGAAUGCUUUGACUUACAGCCUGGCCAAGAAGAGCAUCAGAGAGAUCCAAACUGAGAGAGUAAAACUGGGAGAAUAUCUUGUGAUGGACAUUAAUGAGCUGACUCGGCACUGGGGACUGGAGGUGGACAGGGUAGAGCUUACCCUGGGCACUCUAAUAAAAGCACCAGAGGAGAGUCCCUCUGCACCCUUCAUUAUGCCUCCAUCUGUGCCUGGAUUGGAAGGCCUCGCUGGCCCCAUUCAGCAGCUGGCUAUGCACUUUCUGGGCCAGGCUGGCAUUUCACAGCCUAAACAAGAGGACAGCAUAGCUUUCACAGAUGAGCUCUGCAGACCUCUGGAGGCCGCUGUGGUCACAUCAGAUUCAGUUGAAGAGCUGCUUGGUGGGGUGAGACUCCUGCUCUCUGAAGCUUUGGUCCAGCAGGUCGGGGCCUGCUUCCAGUUUGACAUCAGCUCAGAAGAUGGACAGCAUCGCAGUUACUAUGUGGACUUAAGCCAAGGUAGUGGUGCAGCAGGAGCAGGAUCCAUGUGCAGAGAACCAGAUGUGACUCUGAGUAUGAGUGACAGCGACCUUCUGGCCAUGUUCCAGGGCGAGCUGCGACCAUUUGCUGCUUACACGAGUGGCAGACUGAAAAUCCAGGGAGACAUUAAGACUGCCAUGAAGCUGGAGGAACUCAUAAAGCUACUGAAGAGAUAAUUUUUAAAACAGCUUUUGUAAAAACUAUUUAUUCAACCUUUUAACCUUGAAUUGUAAAAUAAUACUUUUCAUGUAUACACUGUGUAAAAGAAUAAUAUUAAAGGUCUUGUUCCAUGA
Notolabrus celidotus (New Zealand spotty) is the source of this 1572-nucleotide messenger RNA. RefSeq names its product stomatin (EPB72)-like 1 (gene stoml1). The transcript has 7 exons. Gene Ontology annotation, cellular component: plasma membrane. The record is from RefSeq and is a predicted model, not a curated record. Bases 229 to 1455 code for a protein of 408 amino acids. NCBI's taxonomy places the organism in Eukaryota, Metazoa, Chordata, Actinopteri, Labriformes, Labridae.